AGAGCCCUAAGCUGUUUUACUGCUGGUGCUCCUCUUUCUUUGCUUCUUAGUUGAAAAUCUGUUUAUUCGCUCCGAGAAUGCUUGAAGUGAACUGCAGCAACAUCGAGUUUGAUGAGGUGGCCGUAAACGACAUUCCAACCUAUCGGCCGAUUCGAGUACGAAACAAAACCGAUACUCCAUUGUCUGUCAGCAUCGCUUCCAGCAGCUCGUUGCUGCGCUUCCAGUUGCACAACGAAAACUAUGACGCCAUCCAGCAGGUUGGAUUGCGCGACUCUCUCUACGUAUACGGCGAAGCGUUUGAUCUUGUCGGCCUCAUCACAUCCUUUGAGCUUGCCCCACAUGAAGAAAAACAAAUGGUAGUUGCCUUCCGCGCCGAGCCUGCUGCGUUUUCUCAUCUCGUUACGGGUGCACAGGCAACUUCUUUCAUCGGCACGGUGCAGCUCACGACGACCAGUGUGCAGCCAGCGCCACCUUCGACGCUUCGAGACAACGCCGAAGACACAACAGGUGACGAUGCAGCGCAGGUAGCGUCACCGACUUCUUCUUCUUCGCAGCAGAGCACCAGAUCCUUCACGAUUCCUUUUCGGGCCAACGUGUACGUCUCCUUUCUGAAGCUCUCUUCUACCGAAAUUCAGGUCGCUAUGGCACCCAAUAAAACGCAGGUUGCCGACUUUGUCGUCACCAACACCUCCUGCCAACCGGUACUGUUUCUGAUUCGCGAUCAACCGAUGCCGCUGAAAGGCCUGGAUGUUGCCCUCUACGAAGCCGACAAGUUUGAGGAUCCGAAGCUGGGGCACCGCAUUUUGCUGGACAGCUACGCGUCCAUGACAUUCUCGCUGAUGCUGCGCUCUGGUGGGGCGAACUCGAACGUGCAGCAGCAGUAUCACACCGUUCUCCAGUGUGACAACUUGCGUGACAACCGCAACUCAACGUUCGUGUACGUCAACGUCAACGUCGGGACAGAAGCACAGGGCGACAUUUUGGCGCUGCUGGAUACAUCGAUCGACUUCGGCGAUGUGUAUCGCGGCACGAAAGCGCUAGCGCAACUCCGUGUUCAAAAUGUUGACAGUCGUGAGGACGUUGUCGUGCGACUCGCCGACACCGAUCGACGCAAGUACGACGGCAAGUUCUCGUUGAUGAAGGGCAGCGCGACGGUGGAUGAGCUGACAAUCGCGGCGCAGAAAGGGAGUCCGUCCACGGCUAUCACGCUGAUGUAUCAACCUUCCUACGACGCCGAAAACAGGGAGGCAGCAAAGAAGAGGUUUGAAGUCGAACUGCUCGCUGAAUCGACAAGCCGCGUCAGCAGUCAGCGUGCGGUGAUUCGAUGUGCGGCGAUGCUCUAUACGAGUAACAUCGUCGUGUCUCAGCACUCCGUCAACUUUGGUGACUGCCAGGUCGGCCAGAGCAAACGGUACACCUUUCAGAUUGAAAACCGCUCGCCCCUCCAAGGGAAGGUCGUCGUGCAGCUGCGCAGCAAGAUUAUUCAAAUCGAGGGAAUCCUGCACACAAACAAAAGCGCAGGCCGAGAGCUGCGCGAGGAGUUCACCAUUGCGCCGUCAGCGUCACUACCUCUCACGCUGAGAAUAACACCGCAGCGUGUGAAUCCAAUGUAUCGCAAGCAGCUCACCAUUAUCAACGCGUCCAAUCCGGCGGAGGACCGGCAGGUGAUGAACAUCGAGGCAAACAACAUGUCACCAGUUGACACAAAGUUGCAUGACGAGUUGUACUCGUGGAAAUGCGAUCUUGAUGGCAGUGGCAACAACAGCGGCGGCACCGAUGUCGCUGACACUCGUCACGGGCCGUCCACGCUGUGGGCAAUCUCAAACGUACCGCUGCUCGUUCCGUACAGUGUGCAGUCGAAGGUGAAUCGUGAGGUGGUGCUCAACCUGCGCUCGUCGUCGCCGGAGAUCGAAGUUUUCUACUCCACCGAUGUCGUCCUGUGCGACAAACUAGGCGAAAUAUCAGCGGAACUCCGUCGGCUCUGCUUGUACGGCGAAGGCGAGGACUCCAGCUAUCUCACAAACGAAUCCGCCGAGCAGCUCUUCAAGGCGCGUGCGAUACUCCUGAAGUUGCUGAGCGAAACGUCACACAACAUUACGAACCGCAUUGCUUUAGAGCCGAACGCGUCGCUGAAGGCGUACGCGCUGAUUAUUCGUACUGCCUGCCCAACAGAGCCAGUGACGAAGGAGGACGGCAUUUCCAUCGCCGUGGACGGAAUUGAGGCGCCGCGGUUUGUGCGUUUGUCCUAUCGGCUGUGCGGCACAACGUUCGAGCUGAGCGGCCAGAAGACGAAGAACUUUGGCGAGGUGAAUAUUGGCGUGAAGAAGACUACGAAGUUACCCAUCGUAAAUCGGUGUAACUCAUUUCUGUUUCUGCAGCUAUCGAAGUCGCGUUCCGUCACGGCGGAGCACAUUCGGAUGGAGCACAGCGAUAAGCAAUCCAUUUUUCUCACGAUUCGUCCGUACGCGUCACGCGAGAUCGAGCUCACCCUGUAUCCUGGCAUCAAGGGUGUGCUGCAGGAGAAGAUACACGUCACGAACAUUCUCAACAUUCAGAACUCAAUCACGGUGACAAUCAAAGCAGUCGUGACGAAGGCAGAUACGUUUGAAAUCAGUCCUGACUCGUGGGUGUUCGAGAUGAUGGUGCCACCGUCGGCGAACGUGACGUCGCUCAUGGCCCCCUCCGCGGCACCGGCUGCUUCCAGUAACGGGACAGAUGACCGCACAGGUGGGAGUGGUGGCGGUGCAAGCUCAGGCGCUGCGUCGAACGCGCGUGUGGGUGCGAAGUUCACCGUAACAAAUACGAGUAACUCGCGACGGCAAAUUAUUGUGCGCGUGGAACUCAGCAAUUCGAAUUCGGCGUCAGGCGUGACCGCGUCGAAUCCGUACCUUGCGUUUCCUGGAGUCAAAGUGGCGGUGCAGCUUGACAUGACACUGACGGGGGCCAGCUCCGGCUCCACGCGAAAGCUGGAAGAACAGAUUGAGAAGCUGGAGCAGAAGCUGAAGAUUUAUGUGCGCAAGAAGAAGACGGAGAAGGCGGAGAAUGCACGGCGGAAGAUUGAGGCGUACAAGUUGGCGCUGAAAGGUGAGGAGGUGGAUUUAACGGCGCUGGAAUCCGCGCAAUCGAACGCGCAAGGCGCAACCGAUCAUGAGCUAUCGGAGAGUGAAGAUGAGAGUAGUACAACUGCGCUGCAGGCGUUGAAGAGCAAAACACAGCAGAGCGAUGUGGUGCAGCUGCUGCGUCGCGAAGGCGUUGCGCUGCCGUCAAUGGGAGCCGGUGAAUCAGUGAUGGUCACGUUAUUCCUCGUGUGCAAACGCGCGCUCAACGAGUCAAUCCCGGUGUCGCAGUCUCAAACCAUGAAUAUGCUGUUUUACGAAGCGCGGGAUCAGGAGGCAAAUCGAAUUAUCCCAAUCGAUAUGAUUUUAAUGCGCACUCCCGGUGACACUCUUCCGCGUCAGCUGGCUGUCUCCGUCGACGUCGCUGCAGCCGCGCAGUUGUUGACUUCCGUGCCGUCAGUAGUCAACGCAACAAGUGCUCAAGGAAAGACGAGCAUCGAUGCGUCACGCGCGGACGUUGCGACCGACCCACUCACUGCACCCUCCACAGAAGCAGCGGCGAAGAGUACAUUUGUACCGUCGCGCGUGCAACAGGCUCGGCCACCCCCAUCCAUUCGCCUCGCCACGACAGGGGCUCUUGCGAACAGCGGCGGUGGUGGCCGUUUGUGCUCCACCUUCAUGGGCCACCCGUUGCUGGUCCUGCGCAACUGCAUCGUGAACGAUCAGACAGAGUUCAGCUUCCUCGUGGAGGCCGACGGCGACACCACGAUCGUGGUGCUCGAGCCGCGGCGGUGUGGGGGCAGCGUACCGGAGGUGUUGGAUGCCCGGUUCAAGCUAUUCCCGCGCAACGGGCACGUGCGCCUGCAGGAGCCGCUGCGCAUUGUAGUGGAGUGCACCGCACGCAGCGUUGGCCCGCAGAAGUAUUUUAUCCCCGUGAAGAACAUUCGCAACGCUGCAGAUGUGCACUACCUGACGGUGGAGAUGAAUCCAACCGAGGAAAACGACAUGCUCACCACGGAGCCGAAGGAGCUCCUUUUCCGGGACGUCCUCACGCCGUGCGCGCCGUCGCAGCUCGAGGCACAGGUGGUUCUGAUUCGCAGCCGCUUCCCCUUUCCGCACGCGCUUGUCGUGCGCACCAACAAGCCGUCUCAGCUUGCUCUCUUCGAGGAUGCCGCGUGCACCGUUCCCCUGGUUCAUCCGAUUCGGCGGUUUUUCAUCAAGGAGACGGUGCGGGUCUACGUGCAGCUGCGACCGGGCGCGCGCUACGUCGAUCCGCGCGCGCGCAGCAUUCACGCCGGUGUGCUGGUGGAGGCGCUCACGCCGAAUCCUGCCGUGUCGAGCACCGCCUUCUGCGUCGUCGGCAAGGCCGUGCUGCGCGCGGUGGCGUGCGUCGGCAGCGGCCUCGUGGAGGUGUUGCAGCGGAGCCUGGAGCUCGGAUGCGUGCAGCCCACCCAACACUACGUCAAGACGCAGCUGACGCUACGCAACACCUCCUGCAGCUUCGCGCUGCGCAUUGGACUGGUGCCGUCCUCGCCGCUGGUCGAGGUGGCGGAGGAGACCACACACGGUGAGGAGGAGCUCACACUCGCGCCCCUCGAGGAGCACGCCGUGCCGCUCGUGCUGCACCUGCCCGCACCAGGUCUCGCGCAGGAGUACAUUGAUGUAGUGAACCGCAGCACCGCGCAGGAGACGAUUCGUGUCUCGCUCAACGCGUUGCGCCUAAACGACGGCGUCGUACAAGUCGAGCCGGCGCUGAACACCCCGCUGACGUUUCCAAUGGCGGCGGUGGUGCGCGGCGAAAACGGCAAAGAGUUGCAUCUCCACCAGCCUGUGUCGUGCAGCAUCAAGAUGGCGAACUACCACAGCAAUCGCGAAGUUGUGCUGGCCACCUCGGCCAUCACGUCGGCCGCGCGCGAGCUUCCCUUGUGGUUUCAUACGUCGGACGAUGAGGCGCAGGUGCGCCACGCACUGGCGGAGGAGCAGCGGCAAGCAUUCAGUUCCGAGGAGGAUGCUGCUACGGCGGCAGCAUCGGGUGCCAGCUCCACAACUGCCGCCGGACCGCGCUCCGGCACUACCGCGCCACUUUCCACCACCCCCACCACCACAAGUCCGCCGCCGUCUUCCACGUACGUGAAGGGACGCGUCGAGCUGCAGGCGAAUCGCGCGCAGGUCGUCGUGUGGACGCUGACAGGAUUACCCGGCCUGACCGCGGCGGAGGUGGAGGCGGUGUUGCGGCAUCAGCUGGUCACCAUUUCGGCCACACUGCACGUGUGCGUGACGUACACCGCACACUCGGCAAAGACGGCUGCCGCCUCUCCGCGGCGGCACAACAACCGAUACAGCGGCCCAGCAGUGGGGCAGUGUGUGCUCGUGGUACCCGUCACGCUGUCCAUGUCCAUGAGUGAAGGACGCGCGGAGCCGGCGGUGGUGCAUCUGGGACUGGUGGCCAAAUCAGCGUCACCGCCCGCCUCCCCCACCUCCGCAACCGCCGAGGAGUCCAGCAGCAGCAGCAGCGACAACGAUGCAACAGCGGCGGACGACGGGGCAGCGACGUCUGGCAACGGCAACAACGAGGAGGCUGUCUUUGCCGCGCGGGUGCGCCGGCGCCGUCGCGUCCGCCUCGCGCAGCUUCGCCGGCCUGGCAAUCAUCAGCAGUUCAGCUGCGACGGCGGCAAGUCGGGGCUGCAGCAGUCGUCGAGCCACAACAUGGUGGUGUCCUUCCGCCUGGUAAACCUGUCCGCGGUGAUGCCGCUGCCGCUGAAGGUGGAGUGCCCGCCGGUCAUCCGGUUCAGCCAGGCGCGGCUGACGGUGCCGCCCGGUGCGACGGUGUCGGUGGAUGCCACGCUGAACCUCAAGCUGAUCACAACGCAGGGCAAUUUUCGCUACGAGGCCUUCUUUGUGAAUGAGUGGAACCCCGAGAACGACAUGGCCGUCUGCAUCACCGGGCAGCACUACUGGAAAGUGUUUAACAUCGUCCGCACCGACACCGAGGAGGAGCUGCGUGACGCCGUCACCUUGUCCCCGCUGCACGUGGAGCCGUCGCUGCAGGCACCGCUGUCGGAGCUGAAGCUCGCCUUUGUCGCAACGGAGCCGGACGUGGCGUUCGACCUGCACGUUCAGCCGAACCCGCAGCUCGACGGUUUACUGGAGCUGCUCCUUCUGCACUACGACGCAACGUCCGCCGCAACGCAUUUAAGCUUCCGCAGCGACGCGACGGCGCCACUGACCGGGGCGGCGGCGAAUGCCUCAGUGGGUGGUGCGGUGACGGCCGCUGCAUCGAGCGCCGCCGCUGUCGCUGCCGACGCAGCGACGGUUGGAAGCCUCACUUCACCGGGCAACGUCGUCGCGCCGGGCUCGGUGUCCGGCCUGAGCGCUACCAUGCGCAGCGGAACGUGGACUCCGUUGUCAUUGGGCGACUCCGUUGUCGCCUCUGCCGGCACCGCUGGUCUGUCGCGUUCCUCGCAGAACACCUCGUCCGGCAUCGGUGGUGGUGCAUUACCAGCCGCAGCGGCGGUGGCAGCGGCUGCCCCCGUCAGCACCACGCCCACCGAAAAGCCCCGCAAACAAGCCGCCGGCACGUCCAGCGGCUCAGGCGGAGCCAACGCCACGUCUAGCGCCGCCACCACCACAACGCGGUCGCAGCGGCUGCGGCUACGAUGUAUGCUGCGCAGCGGCGACUUGGCCGCUCUCGUGUCGCUCUUUUACGGCUUCCGCCGAUCGCGCGCCAACGCGGCGGCCGUCGUGGUCGCAGGGCAGAGCAUCAGCGAGACAGGCGGUCCUGCCGGAACGGGCUCAGCCGCGAAAGGCACUGCGACAGCGGACAGCCCGGGAGCCGCCGCCGCAACCAACGGCAGCAACAGCGGCAGCACCUCGUCGAGCUGGACGUAUGAGCGCAUUGCGGAGGUCGAGCGGCGCAGCGCAGCUCUCGUGUCGAACAACGUGUGGCUCGGCACGGUGUGGGUGGCCAACCCGUUUACAGAGGAUGAGGAAGUGCAGGUGUACAGCACGCUGAGCACCUUCCGCACUUUUUCUGCACCGUCGAAGGUAUCGCUGCGCCCCAGCCGCAUCAGCGUGGCGCCGGCAGACGGCAGCAGUCGAACGCUGCAGAUCGGGUACGUGGGCGAAAUCACCAUCACGAAUGAGUUCAACGCGUACGUGGCGGACUUGUCCGUCGCGGUGCUCGUCAGCGAUCGGCUGGGGGUGCCGCUGGAGAUCGACGUGCGUGGCGGACAGCGCGUCGUGGCGUCCUCACCGAUCGGCAGCGUUGGCGGCGGCGGCGGUGGCGGCACGGCGGCCUCGCUAGCCGAGACAAUGCGCAGCGACGCCACGCUCGCGGCGGAGGCCAAUUCGAAUCUCGCAGCGGCGUCCAGCACGAACGUGCCGACCGCUGCCUCCACGCCGGCACCGACACCGGUGUUGGCGACGUCGUUUGUUGCAGCAGGUGCGGUGGGCGGGUCACCGCCGGUGUCGCCGCUACACUGUCUGCUGCUCGGCCCACACGAGGCGGUGGUGCUGACGGUGGCGGUGCGCGUUGCGGGAGAUGCGCGUGCGGUGUCCACUGCCUCCGCGACCGGCUCUGCGUCCACGACGACCACCACCACGCCGACGGUACCGCCGUUGUCUCUCACUUCGCUGGAGCAGUUCGUGUCGGUGCUGAUUAUAGAUAACAACGUCCCUUUCAGCUAUCACGUGAGCCGUGUGAGCGUAACGACGCCGCCCGAUGGUGUGGAGGCGCUGCCGACGGUCACGCUGAGUGCGUCGCUGCCGCUUGCACAGAAUUUAGCCACCACCACCGCCGGCGCGCCAGCAGCGGCACUGCCAGCCUCACCAAAGGCGGAUGAACAGACCGCAGCGAUGGCGGCCGUCGUGACGAGCAGCGCAGAUCGCGCGAAGGAAAGCGGAGGCAAGAACAACGAUAUACGGAACGCCACACCGCCGCCUGCCAGCGCAACGACCAGCCGCGGCGAAGCGCGCGCCGCAGCCUCUGGUGGUGCUACCGCCACUGGCGCUGCGGUGGCAGCAAGUGCGACGGGUGAGGAAGUUUCGGUGCCGCCGUCCGCUGCUGCGGGGCUGCGCACCGUCGAGACGACCUCCAUCGAGGCUCCAGAGACGAGCACUGAAGGUGCCGGUGGCAGCGGUGGUGGUACGGGGGGCGCAAGUGCGGUACCGAGCGCGGUGCGACCCCACGACAGCGGAGCGGAAGCCGCGGCGCCGAACACCUCGGCGACGAUGGUGGUGCCCGCCAUUGCGCCGGACGCGACGGGACCGCGGCACUGGGUGCUGUCACUGCGGAACUGCGAUCCGCUGCCGGGCUGCGGCGGGGCGUACGUCUCCAACUUCGCCGUCUCGCGCGACGACAGCUACGACCCCAGCAUUCUCAUCACAAAUCACCUGCCCAACACGGCGGUGCGCUACACCGUGCAGGUCGUCUCGCAGAGCCCGCAGGUGUGGCUGCUGCUGACGUCGUCGUCCGGCGUGUUGGCCGGCGGAGAGACACAGCCGCUGCGUCUGCAGGUGCUCUCCUCCGACGUUGGAUCGUUUAUCGGCUACGUGGCGAUCACCAACUCCCACGACACGCGCGAGGUGGUGUACCUGCGCGUCAACGCCGAAGUUUUCAUCGCCGGCACCGCCGAGGGUCUUUUUGAUGUCGUCGCGAUGAACGGCGGUCACCGACUGGCCACGACCAGCGCUGUGCACAACGUGGACAUGGGUGCGCUGUACGGCCCGGGCACUACCCGCACUCUCAUCACGCUUGAGAUCGUGAACAAAGGCAACGUGGCGCUGGAGUUCCCGGUGUCGGUGGUGCACCCGAUGCGGCAGGAGCUGCGGCCCAUCCCACCCACGGCAUGGGACGGCAGCGCAACCACCACGGCGACAUACCGACGCCGACACGCCAAUGCAGCCGUCGUGCCGCAUCAAAUUGCCGGCAACGGUAUCAAAAGCAACAGCGGUGGUGGCGUGAACUCACCCACUCCCAACUCGCUGUCCGCGUCACCAUCGACGCUGCAAAGCACCGCACAGGCGUCUGCCGCUGCGACGACAGCGGCAGGAAACUCGUUGAUGCUGUAUGAGAUGCCGCUGCACAACCAACCACCGCAGCGCAGCCCCCACCAACAGCACCAUCAUCACCAACACCACCAACGUGGGGUAUCGCGUGUGGGCCACGCGACGGCCACCUCCGCCGCGGCCGGCGCGGCUUCUGCGGUCGGCAGCUUCUUCUCGUCGACGCCCUUCGAGGGCAAGCUGACGGUGUCGCACAUUCACACCGUGGCGAUGCGCACAGGCCAGAAGUACUUCGUCGUCGACCCGCACUCGCCGCUGCGGCUCGCCUUCCUGCUCAGCUGCACCGCACUGCACGACAUGCCCGACGGCUACAGCGUUGUGGGCGAGGCAGACGUGGUCUUCAAGUGUAAGCAGGCACGCGAUGCUCAGUUCACCUUCAACGUCAAGUUCGAAGCUUUCAAGCCGACGUUUUCAGUGGCGUUGGAGUACGACAUGGACGCAGCAGAGACCGCCGCAGCGAGUGCGGCGACAACGCACCCGACCGCUUACGAGAUGAGCGACCGCACGCUCUCCGGCACGCCAUCGCCGGCCGCGACGUCCCUCACCUCCCCCUCGCCGCCUACUCCGACUCCUGCGGCGCGUCCCGUGCACACCGCUGCUGCUGCUUCCGUUGUCGCUUCUUCAUUAUCUCCCCCCUCCGCGGCGUCGUCUUCGCGGUGGGCCGAGACAGCGGUCGCCGUCACGAACCUCAGCCGCACCCACGCCCAGACCUUCAUCCUCUUUUCGCAGUCGGAGGUGCUCACGUUGUCGACUGCCGUGUCCAGCGCCGUGUCCGAUGCACCACCGGGCAGUCAGCUGCUGCCACCCGCGCACGGCGGACUCUGCAACGACGACGGCGGCGCCACGACAGCAACAGUAGCCGGUGCGCUGCCUGCCUCACCGGCGGUGGAGAUAACGGUGGCGCCGCAGUCCGUCGGUGUCUUCCUCGUGCGCCUCGACCGCCUCCGCGCGGAGGCUCUGCUGAACUUCGACAAGGACGAGUCGAAGCUCGCACGACCGGCGCUGUGUGAACACGCCUACCUGUACAACAAGGGCAACCCGCGCGAGCGUGUGCAGCUCCUCUUUCGUCAGCACGCCGUCUCCGCCGCGGCACCGCGGCAAAGCGGGGUGGAGGCCGCCAUGAUGGCCGCCGGGCCCGUCUCGCCGACGCGUGCGGACGCAAAGCCGGUGAAGAGCAGCAGCGCUCAGCACUUCAGCGAGCGGCACAUUCUCAGCUUUGCGCAGCGCUUUGCGGCGGUGCUGACGUCGCUUGCAGACCGCCUGCCGUUUGUUGUGGCGCGCAGUGACGAUGCGGCGGAUGGCGGCGGUGUGGGCGGUGCGAAAGGCAGCGCGGGUGAUUACGCCGGCGCUGUCGGAGCGGCAAGUCUCACUGGACCGUUGCGCGCGCCCGUCGUGCAGAAAGGCCUGUCGCGUGCCGCCACUCCUGGUCGGCCGCCGCAUCGCAGGACCGGGCAGCACGAUAGACGCGGCGUCGACUCCUCCGACGACUCCACCAGCGACGACAACAGCGCGUCAACGAUCACCAGCAGCAGCAGCGACGACGAUGACGACACCGUCAGCGGCAGCGGCGACGGGUCGGCGACGCGCACGGCUGCCGAUGAGGCAGACCGCGCGUUGAACAGCACCUGUACGGAGGAUAGCAGCGGUGCACUGGCCCGCACAAUGCGUGAGGUUGUCGAGGAGCUGGGCAGCAGAGACCUCGACGCAGCGGGGCCGGUUGCUCGUCUCGGUUCCAAGGCGACACGGAGCAGCAGUGAGGGCCUCGAGGUGGACCGCCGUCAGGGGCCGCAAACACCGUCGGCAUUCAUGUCGCAGCCGCGCGUGCGCAGCGCGGAGAGCAGCGUGGACGCCGGCGCCUUCACGCCGGGCUCUGCAGCUCUGCUGGCUACCGCCGGCGGUGGCAGCACCCGCAGCAGCGUCGGCUACCGAAGUGGUGAGGAAAGCAGCUGGUACGAGGCCUUCUCCACGCUGCGUUAUUUGCUGGUGGAGGUGACGUGGCUGUGCGACGAGCUUCUCUUCUACGCGCUUCUCCUGCGCAACUCGCGCCACGUUGAGGCCUGCGGAGCUUUUCUCGUCUCCGCCGUCGCGCAGCAUCCGGUGAUGGUGGCGUGGCGCCGUCGCCGCGGUGGCGGUGGUGGUAGCGGCAGCCGUGCACGCGAGUACGACAUUUUCGGUCGCUUCCUCGACACCAUCGAUGCCCUGCCGCGCACCGCCAACUCGUCUUCGUGA
Messenger RNA from Leptomonas pyrrhocoris, 11348 nucleotides. RefSeq lists its product as hypothetical. Bases 78 to 11348 code for a protein of 3756 amino acids. The transcript has a single exon. NCBI's taxonomy places the organism in Eukaryota, Euglenozoa, Kinetoplastea, Trypanosomatida, Trypanosomatidae. The record is from RefSeq and is a predicted model, not a curated record.